CUUUUGUCCUCUCGCUUUGCUCUUUACAAUCGCUACCACUUUGAGGAAAAUUUAACAUUUUUCUUUCGUUCCGCUUAGAGCAUGAGGAUCACAACGUCGUCGUCGUCGAGAAUCUGCAAGUGACUCCAAACAUUGCGAUAUUCUAGUCUAAUCGUUUUCGGACAGUAGUUCAAUUCGCGUAUCAAAGCAUUUCGAAACCCGGUAGUUAGUGUUUAUUGGUGACCGAAUUCAGAAAGGAGAGAGAUAUCAAAAGAUUUUCGGAAUUUUAAUCUAUCUCAGCGUUUUGUUAUUAGUGUGUGCAAUCAAGUGAUAUUAUUAAGGAAGAAGAAUGCCAAUAGAUAUCAGUAAGCGUCUGUGAUACAAACGUCCUCAAGUCCACGAUCGUGUUGCUCAGCUGCGUCCACAGGAACUAUUUUGAAGGUGUAACAUCUACGUCCUAGCGUGAUAAGGUCAGUGCAAAUAUACAAAAGAUUCGCGAUUUGCGAUGUACAGCGAACCAAGGCGUAGUGCCUUCAGUUAUGAAAGUGGUGGAGAUAAGGACAAAUGCUUUCCCUACUCCAUUAUUACGAAGCAAAAGCAGCCACUCCAGAUAAGACAACACCGAUACUAUCCGACGCAGCAGCUUCAUCCUGUUGUGACCCAGGGAUUUCGGAACUAUCAACGUUCGGUUACGCCACCUGUUACUCAUUCACCACUAUCCGUUCAGGGAGGAGCACCCUUCUACACAAACACGAUGGUAACCGACGUCGGAAUUUGCUUCAGCAUGAGCAACGUGAAUCUGAACAGUGAUUACCCUCCCUAUGUAGGACAUCCUUCGUUGUCCAUUCUCGGUAAAGGUUAUAACGAUCCUGCUCAAACAGUCAACUGUGCCCCACCUUCCAUAUCUAAAUUCCGUCCGACAUCCUCCAGCUACAAGGCUCGAAUCGUUACACCCCCCAACGGUGUUUCCAAGUGUUCGCCCCACACGCCACCAUCAACUUCUCCAUACAGCAUACCUUACUCUCCUUACUAUUUUGCCCAUCCCAAGAUCCCCAUCAAGAUCUACAACAACCGCGCCGCACCGUAUCUUCCGAUUCCAACCAAUUCGGCCUCGUCCGCCUCGGCAGCCGCAGCCUACGGGCAGCAGCUCAACAACUACUACCCAGCCGUUCCCGUGCCUACCGAAUGUAAACCGUUGUCCAAAAGCUGCAUAGCGAACACAAAACUCCGCAAAAAUGCUUCCAAAACGUUGAUGAACAACCAGUACUACGACAUCUGCCUGAGUAACUGUAACAAGGGUUUAGCCUCGUAUACGCCGCCUACAUUGGCGCAAUCUGACCAACAAGUUGCCAGUCCAGCGCAAUCUGAAAGUCCCAUAGACGUAGACGGAGAUGAACCGGACGUUCCCGCGGAAGAAAGUGAAGAAUAUGAGAUGGCUUGUGUGCCCCCGCUUCCGGACGAUGACGAUGACGUUGACGAGGCAACGGUAAACGAGCCUCAGGAUUUUAGCUUCAAAACACUUACCGCACGGCCGGCGGAUGAGACCUUGGAGGAAUGCUACCAAAGGACAUCGGCACCUCCACCUAAGAAGAAAUGGAUCCGGCAACAUAUGAAGGACGAACCCCUUGUUAACGGACAUUCCACAGCCCCACCGCUAGUUGUGAUAUCGACCAAUGCUAGCAGCAGCACCCUUCAGAAGCACCAUGCCGUCUCUUCCCUCACGAUUGAUCUCUCGACCAAAAGCAACAGCAACAGCAGCAGCAGUAGCAGUAGCACCGGGAUCAUCGGGCACCGGUUGUCCAGUACGCCCCCCUCGUCCGGGUGUUCGUCGUCGUCGUCGACGCUUACCAUCUCGCCGGUGGACGAUUCGCAGUCCUCGCUGAACCUGAGCGGUGGCUCCACCAGCGGUUACAUCACCAGCCACAGCGCCAACAGUUCCAGCUCGCUUAAUCUGAGCGGGUCCUCGCCGUUGCCUGUCAACGGUAGCGUAAUAGCGACGUCACAUGGGUCCAACUCAUCGCCGUUGCCGCAUGAUCUCGUUAUCGUACAACAGCAGCAAAUCAACCAUCUAGUUCAGGCGGCUGCCGGCCAGACGCACCACGGGCUGACCAGUACGAGCACCCUGCUGAAUCACAUACCGACCGGCGGCCGGCGGAGGACCACCAGCUCGAACAGCAAUGGCAGCGUUGGUACAAGAGAAGUGCACAACAAGCUGGAAAAGAAUCGACGGGCUCAUUUGAAGGAGUGCUUCGAGCAGCUGAAGAAGCAGCUCACGCUCCAGCCGGAUGAGAAGAAAACGUCCAACCUGUCGAUUCUGGAUGCGGCCAUACGGUACAUCAAGCUGUUGAAGGUUAAAGAGCGCGAUUCCGAGCAUGAGAUGGAACGGCUGGCAAAGGAAAAAAUCGCCUACCAGAAUAGGAUACUGGUGCUCAAGCGUGAACUAUCGCAAUGGAGGGACGUUAAUACUUCCCCCCUCGCGCCUGACACCGAUGCCAUUCCCAACAGCAGCAAUGGGGGAACCGUCAGCAUUGUGCAAUCAGAUCGAGAUUUGUUAAACGACCUCCCAGGUCGGAACGGUAUUCGCUACAGUUCGUCCAGCUCUCUGUCCAGUGUUGCCACAACUGCCUCCAUCGGAAAUCUACCGCUGCAGACUACCAUCUCACCGGUGCUGAUAGCGGCUUCAUCGCCAAGCCGUGCUAGUCCUCCGUCUUUGUCGACGAAUCGGAAUUCGAGUUCACCUGCCAGCGGAAGCAUGCCAAUGCCACUGUCUCUCACGACUAGGGGCACUACCGCGAUAGUCUCGGAAACGCACAACAGUACCCCCUCGUCGCUCAAGUUCAGCACCACCAGCCUUCCAAAUGGGCUGAACCUCAGCACCACCACCAACGGACUCAGCAACGGAGGAAGCUCUUCCAGUGGAAGCAACUGCAGCACUCCCAGCAGUACCACCGGUGGGGCAAUCGUUACCAACGGUAUCAAUGCAGCAUCACUGCCGUUGAUUGUUAAUGCCAACAACCUAAGCAGUCUCAGUCAAUCCCAACUGUUUACCCCGGUUACAGCGACAAUCCUGACGACCGGUAAUGGCACUGCAAUUCAGACACUGCCACUGAACCUGAACGUCGCUUCCAGCAUUUCCAACGGGCAUCACCUGUCGGCGUCGGUAUCGUCAACGUCUUCGCCAUCCAUUAUCAGCACGUCCAAUGGAUUGACCAACUCUUCUGGUUUGCAAAUCAUUGGAACCACCGCUAAUGGAACGACUAUUCCGGCCAAUUUGAUCAGUUCCACCACCGGCAAGGAACUGCUUAACGGUACCACUCUGACCAAAAACGGUUUCCGCACCGACAGCAACAAGAUUGAGAUUAUCGCUACCCAAUCAGCGGCUGGUUCCGCACUAGAACCUCCAGCAACGAAAGUGAUCAAGCUGGUAAACGGCAAUACGCUCGUCGGAGUGACUUCAAUUGAUAAAGACAAAAUGAUGUUGUCGCAAGUCGUCCCACAAGGUGGCCUCGUGGUUAGUCCAAUUCAGUUGUUAACUUCCCCGGGUCUUCGUGUAAUUCAGCAAGCUCCCAACGGAUUGGCCACCAUCGAGCUCAGCACUGCAGCUAAUGUGCAGCCGCAGUCAAACCAAGUUCAACGUACCACCGGUGGUAGUAGUUUCCACAGUUCCACCAACAACCUAUCGCAUUUAACCUCCACCACCAGUCAGCCAUCGAAUCAAUCAAUUAGCAGUAAUCACAACCACCUCCCGCAACCCACCAACAUCCACACGAUGACCAACGCGCAGCUGCACAAACUGCUCAUGAGUUCAUCGACCGGGUCCAGCAAUAACGGCAUCACCACGAUAUCGUCCACCGGCUCGUUGGCGGGAUACAGCAACGGUAGUUCGCCCACGACGACCAUCACCUCCGAGCUGGCGCGGCUCCCCGGGGGCGCCGAGCUUAACAUAUUGCCGGCCGGUACGAACGGUGCCACGGCACUGCCCCUGUAUAGGGCCACCACCGGGCAAGGAGGGAAGCUUACGUUCGUGAAUGCGAUCUCCACCGGCAGCGGUACCGGACUGACUCUAAAAGGUACCGAUAAUUCCACCGGAACGGGUCGCACGACCGCUCUCCAUGUAGUGACACCCAUCCCCAAUUCAGCACAGCUGUCGGGCCUUACGCCGGUUGUGGUCUCUCGGUACGACCAGGAUGCUCCAAGCCACAUGAUCGGUCCAUUUACAACCUCUGCGGCCGCCACCGGUCCUCCCCAAACCACCCAGUUGGGAAAGAUGGCCAAAGCGGCGGGACAGUCCGCUGUGAGUGGUUUGCCGCUGCUUACGACCACUCCGAACGCUGGGUAUUUCAACACCAACUGCAGCAGCAGCAGCAACAGUGAUUAUAGUGGGCACAGUUCCGGUCCGACGCCCGGUCUAGUGCUGCUUGACAGCAACCAGAGCCAUUGAAUGGCGCCAUCAUCGUCGGUAGAAGUUGCAACGAGAGUAAAGACGUCAUACCCAACGCCAUCCAGGUGUCUCAGAAUGUUUUUAGAAAAGCAGGACGGCUCUGGGUGAUCAACGGUUUCGAAUAUCAGCAGACAGAAGGCUAGUUGAGUAACAGUUUAGAGGAAAAGAGUUAAAAACUAAUGAAUGUGCUUAUGAGUAGUUUUGGAUGGUACUGUGAAAUUAGAUUUUGAAAAUUAGCAGAGGAAAGCAAUAUAAAUUUUUUAUAAUUCAAAAAUGUAUAAAGUUUUAGGUAUAUCUAAAAUAAACGAUUAUAAUUUUUAUUUCGGAACAAAUAUUGAAAACUUAGAAUUUGUUUUAAAACUUUGUGAUCUGGCAAUAUUUGCCAUUUCAUGUACAUUAUACAAAACACAAUCCAUACUAUACACCUUUAGAAGAAGAAUUGCCAUUAGCCCCUUUUAGGUUCAAAUUACAUGCGGUUUCAACUUGCGAUCAAUACGUCAAUUGUGUGUAGUAAAGGCUUGUUUAUUUACAUACAUAUCCCUUUUUAACCAUUUGCAUCUGCAUCACAGGGAGAUAGUGAUUAGUUCGUAGAAUGGUGGAAAUAAAUGUGGCACAUAAUACAAACUUGUUUUUCCAUGAUACUUAUACGUUUGUUACUGAUCCUGAAAACAAUUUUGUACUAGUCCUUUUAUUUCUACAUCUUUAUAUUUACCUAGACAACAUCGACUUUUAUUGUAAGGUCGACAGACAUUCCACUAAACAAGCUUAAUCGGAAAUAAAAAACAUGUUCGUUUUUUUAUUUCAGUUUGAUUAUAUUUUGUUUAGAAUACAGUGUUCUAAGUCAUAAAAUCUAUGGGUUAAAUUGAAAGGCUGAUAAUGAUUUUGAUCUUGAGUUUAAAACGGCGAUCCCUCGCUGUUAUCAAACCAUUUUGAUCUCCCGAUAAAAACAGCAAAAAGAAUACAGUCGCAACACAACUGCCUCUGGACUACACGCGAGUAACAACUGCUGAAUGAUAUGGUUUCGUCCAAAAACUGUUUCAAAUUUCAAAAUAUGUUGUUCAAAAUUUUUAUCGAGAUUUACGAAUAAUUACAAGAUCCGAUUAUAUCCAUCCAACCAGAUUUCUAUUCAUAUGAGUCAAUUUUCCAUUAUUGUCAAAUGAAUGACUAUAAAGGACCCUCUUACUUCUACCUUACUUAGGGACUAGGAUGGGAUGGUUAAAACCGCAAGUAAAAGGGCCAAUGGCGAUUUUAGAUUUCAUUUUUAACCUCUUUUAUGCUCUAUUGGUUUAUAAAAUUAGAACAACAUCAACUAUCUGGAACAGAAAAAAAAACGAGAGAGAAAAGUACGAGACAGUUACAACAACCGAUUUUUCUGAACAUUUUUCUAAACAAAAAACCAAUUGAAAUUCCUAUCUUGUGGACCCUAAUAUAGUUCCGAGCCCUUUUUAAGCUAUCGGAAAUAAAUAGUGGCAAAAUUGCAAGCAGAGAACGUGGAAUAUUGCUAUUCUAUAUUAUUGUAAACGAUAAAAGAAAUCAUAAACCUAAAACUACAAGAAACACAAACCCAUACACGAACACUUCUGUAUUUAAUUCAUAAUUUCGUUAGAACAAACUGUAGCUCAAUUUUAUCUUUUGUUUUUAAUUAAAAACGUUUUUCUAACAAUAAAACGAUACAAAUCAAAACAAGGAACCACAAAAAUAACAUGUUUCUAAAUGUGUAGACCACAAAAUGGUAAAGUUUAUAAAACUAAGCUAAAUGAGAAAAAAAAAUCAAACUCAAAAGAUGAGUAGAAGUAACAACAAACUCAUUUUAUUGUAAAUAUUUCAAGCUACAAAAGGCAAUUGUAAAAUAAACAUCAAAUCAUACUCAUACACACACAUACAGACAAUAGUCAUGGAAGGACCGACCACCAAUCUUGAUUCUUCCACAGCUAAGCACUGGACAAAAACAAUGAACACAUCCUCACACAAAAACACACAUACAUAUAUGACAUGGUGGAGAAUAAACAAAAAAGCACACACACACACUUUCACACGUGAUGUACAGUAUUUAAUCGAGAGAACGUGAAGAACUUAGUACUAAAAAUCGAAACAAGAAUAAGACAAACAAUACACUACACUUUACUAAUUGUGUCUGUGAACUGUAAAAAAGAGCAUUAGGAAGCAUAAAGCGAAACUCAUUUGUGCAAGGUACAAACAAACAAAACAAAAAAAAACUAAUCAAAGAGAGUGAGUGUUAGAUCACUGAGCGAAUGAGAAAAACAAAUAAAGGUAACAAGGAAAGAAAGAAACACACAAAACUCCUUUGGAGUUUUUUAGAUUGUCUGUCCAGGGCAGAGCUAACAGACAGCAUAAGGGAAUGGAUAGCUGGAGAUCGAAAGCGAAACACACAAACAAAACAAGUGAGAAUGAUUAGUAAUAGGAUGAAAAAAAAACUAUGAAUGGAAUAUCGAAAAAAAAGAACAAAAUUAAAAUGUAUUUGAAAAGAAAAAAAAA
Molecule: messenger RNA, 6916 nt
Organism: Armigeres subalbatus
Lineage: Eukaryota; Metazoa; Arthropoda; Insecta; Diptera; Culicidae
Product: mucin-5AC-like
Exons: 11
Coding region: 485-4420 (1311 amino acids)
Biological process (GO): regulation of transcription by RNA polymerase II
Molecular function (GO): protein dimerization activity; RNA polymerase II cis-regulatory region sequence-specific DNA binding; DNA-binding transcription factor activity, RNA polymerase II-specific
Source: RefSeq, a predicted model, not a curated record